AUGGCUGAGGCCGGAGUCGAGUACGAAGACGUCAUAAUAGACGAAUUUGAAGAAUGGCCGGCAUUGAAAAGCUCACCAGGCGUCAAAAGGUUUCCGUUUGCACGUACACCAAUCUUGGAAGUGGAUGGAGUGACCAUUGCAGAGAGUCGAGCUAUAGCCAGAUUCCUAGCAAGACGACAUGAUUUGUAUGCGGAAGACCUGUUUGACCAAGCAAAGAUAGACAUGAUAACAGACACAAUGAAAGAUAUUUUUGAAAAACUUGGAGACAUAUGGUUUGCCAAGGAGAAUAAACAAGAAUUGAUGGACAAAUACUAUAACGACGUAUUCCCUUUGUUAUUGCAAGGACUUGAACGUGUAUUGAAAGAAAACAAUGAUGGGGAUGGAUACUUUGUCGGAGAUACGGUGACACUGGCUGACCUGUCAUUUGCUGAUACAAGCUACUUUAUGGUGGAGUGGAGACCGGAUGUAUUAAAUGAAUAUCCCAAAUUAAAGGCGUUGAAAAAACGCGUGGAGAGUCGCCCGCGAAUUGCUGAGUGGAUGAAAAAAAGACCAGAGUCCACCAUAUGA
Messenger RNA from Saccoglossus kowalevskii, 567 nucleotides. RefSeq names its product hematopoietic prostaglandin D synthase-like. Gene Ontology annotation, molecular function: glutathione transferase activity. NCBI's taxonomy places the organism in Eukaryota, Metazoa, Hemichordata, Enteropneusta, Harrimaniidae. Gene Ontology annotation, biological process: glutathione metabolic process. The record is from RefSeq and is a predicted model, not a curated record.